Chenopodium quinoa (quinoa) is the source of this 1492-nucleotide messenger RNA. RefSeq names its product transcription factor ILR3-like. Gene Ontology annotation, molecular function: DNA-binding transcription factor activity; protein dimerization activity. The record is from RefSeq and is a predicted model, not a curated record. Bases 421 to 1146 code for a protein of 241 amino acids. Lineage: Eukaryota; Viridiplantae; Streptophyta; Magnoliopsida; Caryophyllales; Amaranthaceae. The transcript has 5 exons. Gene Ontology annotation, biological process: regulation of DNA-templated transcription; intracellular iron ion homeostasis.
UCCUUAAUUGGAAUAUGGAAUCUAUGUUAUGUUGACAUAAUGUGCUGAAUUUGUGCCAUUUCUGCAAGUUUAUGCCAAACAUUGGUCAUUCUGACUGCAUUGUAGAUUCCGCAUAGUAGAUAAGCCUUUUGCCUUCUAAAAGUCUGUAACACACGCCUCUCUUUUUUAAAAUUCUUUUGUUGAUUUGAUAGAAGUUUAUUCUUUCCCCUUUCUUCAUUUUGCCCCACAAAAUAACACUUCUAUUUUCCAUGCAUCAAUGUAUUUCCUAGUCUUGUACAUUUCUUUUUCUUAUAGACUUUAUCUGCUCUCAGAACUUGUGUAUUAUGUACUAAAAAAGAAAACAGAGUAUUUUUCCUGUAAUAAUACGCCAGAAAUCUGUAGUGAGAUUCUGGUGUUUCCUAGUCAGAGUAAGGUUAAGGGAUGGAGUCUCUUGAAGAUGAGGAGUUUGAUCUCAACUGGGUUUGCUGUCUUCUUGAUGAUAUACCAAGCACUUGUUGUGACUCUUCUGCCAUGCAGCCUGACAUUCCUUUGCCUAUUGCUCGAUUCGAUUCUUUUCCCAGCUCCACCUUCCUCAGUGAGGCUACUCAAGAUUCCAUCGAGAGUUUGUAUGGUUUUGAUGUCUGUUGCCGGAAAAGAGUUCGUGUUGGAUCGGUUACUGCAUCAAGCAGCUCCAAAGCAUGUCGUGAGAAACAACGAAGGGAUCAUCUAAAUGAAAGGUUCCUUGAAUUAAGUGAAAUUUUGGAGUCUGGAACAAAACCCAAGUUUGACAAAGCCGCUAUACUAACUGAUGCUAUUCGGCAAGUAAAGCUGUUACGUGAAGAAACUAGUAACUUAACCAGCCAAAAUGGUGAAUUAAAAGAAAAGAUCAAUGAAUUGAAGGUGAAGAAGAAAGCACUUCGCGGUGAAAAGCAUAGGUUAGUGUCAGAGAAAGAGAAGCUGGAGCAGAGAAUUAAGUCUGUAGCUUCUCAUCCUAGCUUACAUUUCCAUCCUACUUCCGUUCCAUCUUCAUACGCUAUCCCCUGUCAAGCAGUUGGUGGCAAACUGAUGCCCCUGAUUAAUUACUCCGGUGUUCCCUUUUGGCAAUUUGCACCUCAAGCUGCUUUUGAUACCUCACAAGAUCACGUCUUUCACCCUCCCGUCGCUUAAGCUGGAGCUGUUAUCCGUUCCUUGCAGAUCUUCCAUUGACCUUGAAGUUAAUGGUUAAAUCGAUCUCCUUAGUGUAAGGCUCUGUUUCAGGAUGAAAGGAUUAACAAUGGAUGAUUAAUUGUAUUGGAGCGGUAGUUAAUUCUGCUUAACUGAUGAACUAAAUUCGGUUAUGCAUUGAUUGAAACUCUCUCUUUUUCAUAAUCACUUCAUGCUCCAGUCAUCCACACACAUCUACACAUAAUUUUCUAAAACCUGACACAUUAGCGCCACAAGUUUCUUCUUUUACCAUUAUAAUUAUAUGUUCCUUCCUUCUCUUAAUUCUUCAAUUUUCUCAUAUUAUACUUCA